AAUAUUGUCACAUUUUUGUCAUGUAUUGUUGUUGUAAAUGGUUUAUUAGUUCUUUAUUAGUAUAUUAUGUUAGUAAUGGUAGUUUGGACAUAUCCAAAAAAAGCUAGGGUUUUUUUUAGGGUUUUUACUAUUCAUAACUUGUCAGGUAUUUUUGGAAUUUUGUUUCAGGAAUCUGAUGGCUAAUAUUUAUUACAACUCAUUUUCACCACGGUGGCAAGUUUGUUUCUGAUGAAGAAUAUGGUCCACGCUACAUAGGAGAAAGUGAGGUGGAAUAUGGUCUUGUACCUACUAUACUUGAGUUGCUAUCAGAUUGUGAAAUGAGGUGGUGUGCAAGACACAUCUGGUCCAAUUGGCAUCAGAUCUGGAGAGGAGAAGAAAGAAGAAAACAAUUUUGGAGGUGUGCUAAAUCCAGUUUUGAAGUGAACUUUUUGGAUGAGAUGGGCAAACUCAGUCAACUUAGUAAGGAUAUUUAUGAGGACUUAUUACAUUAUGAAAAAAAAAAUCAUGGUGUAGGACAUAUUUUAGGGAGUAUUCUAAAUGUGACAUUGUUGAGAAUAAUAUGUGUGAGAUUUUUAAUUCAUGGAUUUUAGCUGCUAGACAUAAAUCUAUAAUCAGUAUGUUAGAGGAGAUUAGACACAAGAUAAUGGAUAGAAAUGUCGAAAUAAGGAAGUUUGUUGAUGCCUGGAUUUCAGACAUCUCUCCUAUGGCUUUGCUAGUACUUGAAGAAAAUAAAGAUAUGGCUAGAAAUUGCACGGUAGGGUUCAGUGGACAGAUUGGGUAUGAAAUUUUAGAUGGUCCUUAUAGGCAUAUAGUUGAUAUUAGGACAAGGACUUGCACUUGUAGAAGCUGGCAAUUGAGAGGCAUACUAUGUCAACAUGUUGUAUUGGCUUAUCAACAUAAAGGUAUAGAGCCUGAAUUUUAUGUGGAAGAGUGGUAUAAGAAAGAUACAUUCUUGAAGACUUAUGACUACUUUCUUCAGUCAAUACCUAAUAUGAAAAUAUGGCCUAAUGCAAGUGGUAUAGUGAUUGAUCCUCCUGAGCCUAGACCAAUGUCUGGCAGACCAGGAAAGAAUAGAAAAAAAGGGAAGAAUAAGCCUAAGAAGAAGUAUGGGAAGCUAUCUAGGAAAGGACUGAAAAUUUCUUGCUCCAAAUGUCAUCAAAUUGGUCAUAACAGAACUCUCUGUAAAUCUCAGAUGGAAUGGGAUAACCUGGAAGCUCUAGCCAGGCAGAAAAUUCUAGCAGGCCACCAAGCUCUAGCAGGCCACCAAGCUUUAGCCAGCCACCAAGAUCUAGCAGGCCACCAAGCUUCAGCCAGCCACCAAGCUCUAGCAGGCCACCAAGCUUCAGCAAACCACCAAGCUCUAGCAUGCCACAAAGUUUCAGCCAGCAACCAAGCUUCAGCAGUUCUAUGCGUGUUGAUACCUCAGUAGUUAUAAGAGUGCAGCCAGUUAGAAGAGGUAGAGGUAGAGGCAGUGACAAAGGUAAGGGAGCUGGCAAAGGCAAAGGAUCUGGAAGAGGCACUGGCAGAGGUAGAGGAAAAAGAAGUGUAUCUGAUCAGCAACUUGGGAAAAAAAGAACCAUUUGAGCAUCAACAUCAUCAGUAGGACAAAAGAGGUCUAAGGCAGUAGGAUUUGGUAUCUACACUGAUCAAAUGAGUGGCAGUAAAACAUUAAAUCCUGGAACUAGAGGUGAAACUGUUGUCACUCCGGGUGUUUACAAAGAUGCAACUCAAAUAAAUAUUGAUAUUGGUUAUAAGCCUCGAGGAAUGAA
Messenger RNA from Capsicum annuum, 1769 nucleotides. RefSeq lists its product as uncharacterized. The transcript has 4 exons. NCBI's taxonomy places the organism in Eukaryota, Viridiplantae, Streptophyta, Magnoliopsida, Solanales, Solanaceae. The record is from RefSeq and is a predicted model, not a curated record. Bases 560 to 1429 code for a protein of 289 amino acids. Gene Ontology annotation, molecular function: zinc ion binding.